Rotaria socialis is the source of this 975-nucleotide messenger RNA. NCBI's taxonomy places the organism in Eukaryota, Metazoa, Rotifera, Eurotatoria, Philodinida, Philodinidae. The record is from the annotation of a GenBank genome assembly.
AUGCAAAAAAUUCUGUUUACAAUCAUUUUUUUACUGAUCAUAUCAGUUCAUCGAUCAGAACAGCAAGGCCAAAAUGCCAUCCAUACAUUAUUUGGUGAUAGAAAUAAAACUGAUGUUGUUUAUUACGGAUAUGUUGAUUUGGAUAAAUCUGAAUAUACUAUAUUAAAUACAUUAAAUGUUGACGAUGUUGGGAAUCCUCGUCAACGAAAAUAUCAAAUUUUACCGCUGACUUACGAUCCUACAAAUGAUAUUGCAUUUAUGGCAGCACCGAAUAAUCAAAAUCAAACCAUAUUAAGUGUACUGAAUGCAACCACUGGUGUUCUUUUACACGCAUUCAGUUCAAUUCCUAAUCGAAUUAUUUCUCUUCAAUAUGAUAUAUUUAAUAAAAAAUUGUUUGCCCAUACUGAAGCAAAUGUUGACAAUGUAACACACAUUGUAGAAAUCGACACAAAUACUGGAAGUUUUAAACAAAUUUUAGGUGAAAUAUCUGGAGCUAAACCAACUGAUAUAUGCAGUUAUUGUCCAAUUUGCAGAAAAUAUUUUUUUGUCAUGAUCGAAAAUGACCAUUUUACAUAUCUGGCUGUUAAUACUACUGAUGGCGGUGGAAUUAGUUGGCGAGUACCAAUAAAUUUUGCUCCUCUUAAUAUCAGAUUUAAUUAUAAAACAUUUAUAAUGUAUGCUGCUUUUGUAAAUCAAACAGAUCGAAUAACUUCACAAAUUGGAAUACUAGAUAGAACAGUAGGUGGCAUUAGUAAAGUUGUUGGAACUAUAUCUAGCCGAGAAAAUUUAUUAGUCACUCGAUUUUCGGCUUUUGACAUAGCUACAAGCACAUAUUAUAUAUCGGAUGUAAUGAGAAUUCCCUUUUCGCGUGGAAUAUCAUCACUUAAUGUCAACACCUCAGAAACAAAGCGAGUUACUUUACCAGAGAAUAAUUACAAUUCCUAUGCAUGGUUUAUUAAACAAUUCGUUCAAUAA